Neurospora tetrasperma FGSC 2508 is the source of this 1269-nucleotide messenger RNA. RefSeq lists its product as uncharacterized. Lineage: Eukaryota; Fungi; Ascomycota; Sordariomycetes; Sordariales; Sordariaceae. The record is from RefSeq and is a predicted model, not a curated record. The transcript is spliced from 5 exons. The coding region runs from base 1 to 1053 and encodes 350 amino acids.
AUGGAAACUCGACCACUUGUUGCCCACCCUUGGCGGCCUCGGCCAUCUCGCCAUUCGGUCUACAUCCGGCGAGUCUGGACCAUAGCAUACCCCUUCUUUGUUGCCUUUUACGUUGUCACGAUUGUUGUUCUCUCCCUAUCCGGCGUUCGUGCCACAAGAGGACGCGUUUCUUUCCUACCAGAUCCCUCCCCUGAACCUCAAGACAGGAACCCAAUCUCCUUGCAAGAAGCCUACCAAGCCCUUCAUUGCCACACCCAACAACAAACAGCCACUCUCCUAUCCUUGAGCCCUGCUGGGCUUCUCGGAGCUGAUCAGGUCUAUGCAGGGAACGUGAUGCUGGGCUUGGGCAAGUUGCUCGUGGGUAUCGCGGCCAUGCUCACUUGGAUUGGAUUUUGGGUCAUCGACAAGGAGAGAUAUCCCUUGUGGGCGAUGGACCUCUUGAGCUUGACUGGGGCCCUGACGGUGCUGUGGCUUUCGUGGGGAGGUUUGGAUGCGGUGAUGUUCAUGAGCAUGUCAAGCUCCGCAACACCCUUGGAACACUUGUAUACUCCGUCGAGUGGUCAAUCCUCCCGUACCCACGCAUCACAUCGUUUUUGUGGUAGCUUUGAGCGCAGAUUUAAGAUAGUUACUGGAUUGAAGAAGCCCCAAUGGAGACCGACCGAUGCGUUUCUCAAUGAUCGUAAUCCAUAUCACAGUUUUGUAAUGGCCUUUUCCAACCACAACGAGCGACAUUGGACUGUCGGUGUCUGGUUUAUUCUUAUGACCGCUCGACAAAGCAACCUUCAAGUCCGAAAUAUCGGUUAUCUCAUCUGGCUGGUCAUCUUCAGGGGUAGAGUAAACAACACGCCCAAGUCGGUACAGGUACCCCUAUACAGUUGGGUGCUUCGGCUUUUCUUUGAAUUGCCCGCGAAGGCAUUGCGGUUGAGCACUACUGGUAGAGGUGCUUGGGAAUGGUCUUGGAGCAGUGAAAGAGAUGUCGCUCGCGAGAUGCUGUGGGAAGAAAGCUCUGUCUUUUUUUCACCUAGUCUCCUUGCGGUAUCUAUCAUGAUGUGACUGCCAAUUCGUGAUAUCUGACCCAUUCCGUCCGUGCCCGUGUUUGAGUUGACGUCAGGACCUUUCUGCCCUCCCCUCCGCUGUCGAAAGCCCGUGAACCUCUGAGUCGCAGGGCAACCGUAAUGGGAUGUGCGGUACCGCCCAGGCAAAGACUCGGGAUAUUGAAAAUCACCGUCUUUCAUACAAUCUCUGGCAGGCAUACAUGAAUGUUGCAGU